Molecule: messenger RNA, 700 nt
Organism: Gossypium arboreum
Lineage: Eukaryota; Viridiplantae; Streptophyta; Magnoliopsida; Malvales; Malvaceae
Exons: 4
Coding region: 79-399 (106 amino acids)
Source: RefSeq, a predicted model, not a curated record
AGUAUUUCCCAUUUCGCCUCUCAAUCUCAACAUUCCCCCCUGGCUUUGUCCAUUUCUUUUUCGAGGGAAAUAAUAAUAAUGUACCAUCAAAACCACCACCACCACCAUCUUCACCUUCCUUGUCUUCAUUGCCACCCACAAAGCUACAUUAGAAUGGUUCAGUAUAUGAUAGAGAGAUGUUUGUUGCUUCACAUGAACCGACAACAAUGUGUUGAGGCCUUAGCAAAGUAUGCAAGCAUUCGACCAUGCAUUACAGUUACAGUGUGGAAGGAGCUGCAAAAGGAGAAUAGGGGAUUCUUUGAAGCAUAUUUUCAUGCCAUUUCUCAAUACAAGCCUUUCAUGGGUUAUUACAUCCAAAGGAAACAUGGAUUUCCAAGGAAGAAAAGGUUCUGGAAGUGAAUGAUAAUUUACUAUUGCAAAAGUAUUGUCUCUAAAUUAAUUCUAAGGUACACUUUUAUUGGGGUUUUGAUAAAAAGUAAUUUUUUUUAUAAGUGGAGAUAAGGGAUAGGACUGCUUGAGAUUAAACUCAAAUUCUCAUGCCGACAACAUAAUACUCUUACCAUUAAAUCAAGAGGUUAUUGGCUGAUGAAUUGUAAACUUUAUGGUGAGUUUUAGAAACUUUCUUAGAAAUAUUUGUAUAUGAUCUUAAAAUUAGCUUUUUAAAGGUAAAUCACUUUAUAUUGGUUUGUACAAAAUAAAA